Messenger RNA from Phytophthora nicotianae INRA-310, 1134 nucleotides. RefSeq lists its product as hypothetical. The record is from RefSeq and is a predicted model, not a curated record. The transcript has 2 exons. The coding region runs from base 52 to 897 and encodes 281 amino acids. NCBI's taxonomy places the organism in Eukaryota, Oomycota, Peronosporomycetes, Peronosporales, Peronosporaceae.
CGAAGACGAGCUCACUUUGCAAUUCGCAAGAAACCGCAAGAGCUCAACACGAUGUUUUCUCCAAUCGCGCUUUCGUCCAUCGUAUCCCUCGUGGCUCUCAUUUCGGUUGUCAACGGCCACGGGUACCUCGAAGAACCCUCACCGAGUUGGGAAGAUAGUCCGAAUCCGGAAUGGGUUAUCAACGUCGACAACUACUGGGACAUUGGGUCGGGAGGAGACCAAUGUGGCUUGUUCAAGACCAUGGCCGAAGAGAAGAACGUGACUGUAAAAGAUGUCGUGCUGGAUAUGGUCGGAGCUGGCAAAGAGUGUGGUCACACUUUGGCGGAUGGCACUCGCCAACCGAUUCCUUCGGAUGGUCUGGCCAAGUGGCUGGGUAACGGUGGCGGUGGCUUCACCCACGUGGGGCCAUGUGAGAUUUACCUCGACGAUAAGAUGGUACUACACGGCGACAAUUGCGAGGACGAAUAUCCGGGUGGCGAUGUGGGUUCUACAGUCACAUCAGACAUGCCAGUGGACUACUCAUCCUGCACCGAAGAUUGCACGCUGACGAUUUAUUGGUUGGCCUUCCAGAACGCGAAUUGGCAGGCGUACAUCAACUGCGUUCCGCUAACUGGAAGCGGAUCGACGACAACAUCGACUUCAACGCCUGAAUCUUCGGUGACCUCUUCAUCUACGGCGGCGGAGGCUGAGACCACAGAAGUCCCAUCGACGGAUGCUCCAUCGACAGAAACACAGACGACUGACGCCCCAGAAACGGAAGCUCCUAUCGCCACCACCGAAGCAACUGCAGCCCUAUCGACAACUGAUGCACAACUGACCGUAGCCCCGUCAACGGAAACGGAUACGAAAUGCAAUGCUCGAGCGCGUCGUCUCCACCAGAAGUCGACAACGGACUAAGUCCCGGCUGUCAGAGAAUUCUUGUAUGAGUUUGAUUGUGCAGUAGAUCCAAACUGGUCGUAUCUACUGUUUGCGUCCUACAUUUGUCAUUCACUGGAUGGAUUUUUGGAAGCAUGGACCGAUUUGUGAGCUGUCCUUUAAACGAGGAUUUUUUUCUUUUGAAGUGAGUCUGUGAAAUAAGGUAUCUUACAGCUAAUAAGAUAUUCUAGUUGUAGUGAACACACGAUCUUUGGCGGG